AUGGGUCAAGAUAUUAGUCAAAUUGAUUCGACUGAUAUUCAAAAGAUGUUACAAAAAUUUGGUAAACUUGAUGAAGACAAAAGUGGAGCAUUAUCAGCGAAAGAAUUUAUGCAAAUACCAGAACUUACAUCAAAUCCAUUAGUUGAACGUGUCAUCGAUAUAUUUGAUAGUGACGGAAAUGGCGAGGUUGAUUUUACUGAAUUUAUACGUGGCAUGAAUAGUUUUGCUUCAAAAGGUGAUACACAACAUAAAUUACGAUUUGCUUUUAAUAUCUAUGAUAUUGAUAAAGAUGGUUAUAUAACAAAUGCCGAAUUAUUUCAAGUAUUAAAAAUGAUGGUUGGUAAUAAUCUAUUAGAUGAUCAAUUACAACAAGUAGUUGAUAAAACAAUAAUUUAUUCUGAUAAAGAUGGUGAUCAACGUAUAUCAUUUAAUGAAUUUUGUGAUGCUAUAGGACCAAGUCUUCGUGAAGAUAUUGUUAAUCAUUUAAAUAAAAUUACAAGUGAUGAUAAAUAA
Adineta steineri is the source of this 513-nucleotide messenger RNA. The record is from the annotation of a GenBank genome assembly. NCBI's taxonomy places the organism in Eukaryota, Metazoa, Rotifera, Eurotatoria, Adinetida, Adinetidae.